Messenger RNA from Penicillium pulvis, 774 nucleotides. RefSeq names its product sterol desaturase family protein. Bases 1 to 774 code for a protein of 257 amino acids. The record is from RefSeq and is a predicted model, not a curated record. Gene Ontology annotation, molecular function: C-4 methylsterol oxidase activity; iron ion binding. Lineage: Eukaryota; Fungi; Ascomycota; Eurotiomycetes; Eurotiales; Aspergillaceae. Gene Ontology annotation, biological process: ergosterol biosynthetic process. The transcript has a single exon.
AUGGAGGCCAUUAAUCAUCAUACUAGCCAAUUUAUGGCCAUAUGGUCCGAGAUCGUGAAAAAUUACUCCCCGCAGAGAAUAGAAUUUCUAGGGACGCUCCUAGUUCAAAUUCUGUCAUUCUGGCUACCUUCAAUAUUCUAUCUUUGUCUAGAUGCCAUCGCGCCAUCCUUUUCCCAAAAACACAAGAUUCAACCGGCUCCUAAGCAGCCCAUGCGACGCGAUGUCUUACGCUGCUUCCUUGUGGUGACACAAAACCAGAUUCUGUCUUCCGUCCUGCAUCUUGGUCUCCUCUUCAUAUCGAGUCAAGCAGGCUCACAAUUUUCAUAUCGCGUGGAGGCAGCCCUGCCCGGUGCAGCUGAAUUUGUGCGCGAUUUUCUUAUAAGCAUUCUCAUGCGCGAGACGAUGUUCUACUACAGUCACCGCUUACUGCAUGUGCCGUACUUCUAUCGGAAAAUCCACAAGAAGCAUCAUCGCUUCACAGCUCCGAUUGCCCUUGCCGCUCAAUUUGCCCAUCCCCUUGAGCAGAUCUUCGCCAAUGCCUUGCCUAUCUCGUUGCCCCCGCAGCUUCUGAAAAGCCAUGUGUUGACGUUCUGGGCAUUCCUUGCCUGGGAGCUGUUCAACACUGCGACGGUGCAUAGUGGGUACGACUUCUUUCACAAUAAAGCAAAGAUGCAUGACUUGCAUCAUGAGAAGUUCAAUUUGAACUAUGGGUCAAUAGGCUUGUUGGACUGGGUGCAUGGGACGAAUAAACUCGGCAAGAGACACUCUGAAUAA